Cherax quadricarinatus is the source of this 3027-nucleotide messenger RNA. Its product is annotated as Krueppel-like factor 5. Gene Ontology annotation, biological process: regulation of transcription by RNA polymerase II. The record is from RefSeq and is a predicted model, not a curated record. Lineage: Eukaryota; Metazoa; Arthropoda; Malacostraca; Decapoda; Parastacidae. Gene Ontology annotation, molecular function: DNA-binding transcription factor activity, RNA polymerase II-specific; RNA polymerase II cis-regulatory region sequence-specific DNA binding.
ACUGCGCAAAGUCACGGCACUGAGACACCACCGCCCAGACCACCUCAGCUGAGUCUCUCAUCUCAGCCUGGAGUAUCUCCCCAGGAAACUAGUGUCAUCGAUUAAUGGUGUCCGGGUAUCGCUUUUUUGUGGAAUUAUCUUCACUUGACGAGACUUCAUGUGAUCUCAGCCUCGACUGCCUAGUGCCUACAACAGUGCCAGCAACAGUGCUCUUGUUGCAAAUCCAAAAAGUGUCGUGACUGUGAUAUUGGUGCCAUUACACAAGAUUACCACUUGGAGAUUUGUUUAUUUUUUGUCCUUCCCACGUGUUGGUGCAAGAGAUGAUAUGUUCGAGAUCAUAAUUACCUCAGUCUACCCCACAUUGUGUGUGUGCAUAGAUGGAAAACGUGAUGGCUAGCGUGGUUACCAACUGUCACCUCUUAGUGUGGCCCUAGUUGGUGGCCUAGCGCGACUCUUAGCCGAGUGUUGUUUAGAGUUGUGUGUGCCUGGGAACGUCGCUACACAUUGGAGUUACUAAUUCGUCUUCCACUGUACGCCGCCAACAUGAGUUCAGAGAUCUCCGACUUCCAAGACAUGUGGCAGGACAUAGAGACGGUGCUGCUGGGGGACGCAGGAGCAGCUGACCCGGAGCCACUCCUGGCUGUCGACAACACUUCUGACCAACUUGCCACGCCCAUGUCGUCGUCUUCGUCGUCGUCAUCGUCUACGAUGUUCACAGCGCCAUCAUUACCUCAGACGCCAUCAAUUUUAUCGCAGGCGCUGACAGCGCCACUGACGCCACGUCUUCACUCGCUACAGUACACGUCGUUCUGCCCCCAGCAUGAGACCCUCCUUAGUGGCCUAGGAGGCGGCGAUGAAAGCCAGGGAAGUUAUAACGUUCCUAGUGACGACAACCAACUGUAUCGCGGCACGUCUCCAGCCUCCACGCCCAUGGACACGAGUUACCAUGGUCAAUAUGCGUCUCCGUAUCACGCAUACGUCGAGGGGUUAGAAGUGGAAGCCUACGUGACUGAGGAGAUGAACGGUUCACAGUACAAUCCCAGCGUGAUGGAAGCCCCAGCGCUGGUCCAGCCAGAAGAUUUCGUGGACCUAGAUGCCUUAGCCAAGAGUGCAGCCGAGGGUCACUACUGUGGUGACCCCACCACGACGUCACAACCCAAACACGAGGCUCAGGAGCAUUUCCAGUUUACUCUCCCUGAGGCGCCCACAAAGCUGCCCUCCAUUACCACUCUGCAACCACGAGCCCAACCCCUCACCUUCAAUACAUAUGGCACCACACUGCCACCAGUGUCUGCCGUUACUGGAACGCAGCAACAGCAGCAGCAGCAGCUACAACAGCCACGGCAAGGAGAGAGUGCCCCACCCCUCGCUGUCCCAGUGCCCACAUCAGCUGCACCUCCCCCUGGUUUGCAAGGUGUAACACAAGUUACUUAUACACACGGUCAAAUGUCCCCACCCGCAUCCCCGGACAACGAGGAGCUCCCACCCGGUGUUAGAGUAUCCGGUUGCAUGACCCACCUGGGAAACACCACACCCCUCACCACUCACGCCCUCACCAGACAGACCCUUCACACACUAGUAAAGGUCAUGACACCACCGUCUUCGCCUAACUUGUCUGAACUACUGUCUACUCCCGUUACCACAACACCUUCGUGCCAGGCUCUCACACUUACAGGCUCCGAACGCAGCAAACAACUCAACCGUGAGCCUCCAGCGCCCCCUCCGCCAGACGAAGCAGAGCCGAAGGUAGUCAAGAAACCAACGAGUCGAAAAAAGAUCACGGCCCACACAUGUCAACACCCGGGUUGCCACAAAACCUACACGAAGUCAUCUCACCUGAAAGCUCACUUGCGCACUCACACAGGCGAGAAGCCCUAUAUGUGUAACUGGAAGGGCUGUGGCUGGAAGUUUGCGCGGUCUGACGAACUGACUCGGCAUCUUCGUAAACACACGGGCGACCGACCCUUCCAGUGCCGUCUGUGUGAACGAGCUUUUUCCCGUUCGGAUCACCUCAGUCUUCACAUGAAGCGGCAUGUGAGCGUGUAACCGCCCACACGCCCACAGUGUACAUACAUUCUCGGUGUACAAAGGCUGGGAAGCGGUGCCCAAGCCUGAUCCAAGUUACCAGGAGUCUCCCUCCCGCCCGCACCCGACGCGCCCACACACUCCCGCUCCUCACCCACUACUUAAUCUUGUAUAAAUUCGUUGCGUCGCUCAAUAACAGGCAGGGGGAUGAACUGCUUCAAAACUCGUGCAUAAGCCAUGAUAAUUAGCGACGGUCAGACCCAGGCAAAACAGACGAGACAGUAAAAAUGUGGAAACAAAUAGGGGUGGCACUUUUGGCAGCCUGUGCCGGCAGUACCUGGUUCUCUCUCUCAAUGACUGUCGCCCCAUUCCCCACUCCAUCCUUUUACACAUCACCCUGAAGGGUAGCCCCAUAAACCCUUCCUCGCCAUCUGUUCAGCAAUCCUCCUCUCCCUCACCCAGAAUGGUUCACCGCUGUCCACCAUAUCAGGACUAAUUAGCACUAUAAUGGUUACAAGUUCCCGGCAUAACAGUACCUCAUAGCAAAACUUAAAUUUCAAUUAAUCAAUAUAAAAUUAAUAAACCAUUGGCAGAAUUUAUACAAUGUAUAUUAAAAAUGCUGGCAGUAGGUAAACGUCUCAUGAAGAAAAAAAUUAAACAUUAAUUUACAUUUUUCCUGAAACUUCUAUCUCUUCUCCUUUUAAAGAAGCGUUUAAAGAGACAGAAAGUUCUUUUUAUACUUAAGCAAGUUACUUUGCUGUGACUAGUUAUAUAAAAAGCAGCAUGCGAAGUAAGCGAGGGUUGGGGAGGCGAGGAGGGGACAGACAGCAGCGAGAGUGCGGUCGUACAUUAGAUCAACAGAAGGGUCGCUGUGUUUCCCAAUGGUCAGGUUGUCACGAUGUGUCUCAGUAAAGACACUCGUUCUUGGUGCCUCACCCUCUUUCAUCUGCCACGUCUGCCGUGCGCGCACACACACACACACACACACACACACACUCUCUC